Myotis myotis is the source of this 1821-nucleotide messenger RNA. It is a transcript of the gene GPR50, whose product is annotated as G protein-coupled receptor 50. The transcript is spliced from 2 exons. Bases 1 to 1821 code for a protein of 606 amino acids. Gene Ontology annotation, biological process: G protein-coupled receptor signaling pathway. Gene Ontology annotation, molecular function: melatonin receptor activity. The record is from RefSeq and is a predicted model, not a curated record. Lineage: Eukaryota; Metazoa; Chordata; Mammalia; Chiroptera; Vespertilionidae. Gene Ontology annotation, cellular component: membrane.
AUGGUGCCUACCCUGGCAGUCCCCACCCCAUACGGCUGUAUUGGCUGUAAGCUGCCACAGCCAGACUACCCACCAGCACUAAUCACCUUCAUGUUCUGCGUAAUGGUUAUCACCAUCGUCAUAGACCUCACUGGCAACUCCUUGGUGAUUUUGGCUGUGGGGAAGAGCAAGAAGCUCCGAAAUUCUGGCAACAUCUUUGUGGUUAGCCUCUCAGUGGCUGAUAUGCUGGUGGCCAUUUACCCCUACCCUCUGAUGCUGCAUGCCAUGGCCAUUGGGGGCUGGGAUCUGAGCAAGUUCCAGUGCCAGGUGGUCGGAUUUAUCACAGGGCUGAGUGUGGUCGGCUCUAUCUUCAAUAUCAUGGCAAUUGCCAUCAAUCGUUACUGCUACAUCUGUCACAGCCUCCAGUACGAGCGGAUCUUCAGUGUGCGAAAUACCUGCAUUUACCUGGUCGUCACCUGGAUCAUGACCGUCCUGGCUGUCCUGCCCAACAUGUACAUUGGCACCAUCGAGUAUGAUCCUCGCACCUACACCUGCAUCUUCAACUAUCUGAACAACCCCAUCUUUGCCGUGACCAUCGUCUGUAUCCACUUUGUCCUCCCUCUGCUCAUAGUGGGUUUUUGCUAUGCGAGGAUCUGGAUGAAAGUGCUGGCAGCCCGUGAUCCUGCUAGGCAAAAUCCUGACAACCAAUUUGCUGAGGUUCGCAAUUUUCUAACCAUGUUCGUGAUCUUCCUCCUCUUUGCAGUGUGCUGGUGCCCUAUCAAUGUGCUCACUGUCUUGGUGUCAGUCAACCCAAAACAGAUAGCAAGCAAGAUCCCCAACUGGCUUUAUCUUGCAGCCCACUUCAUGGCCUACUUCAACAGCUGCCUCAACGCUGUGAUCUAUGGACUGCUCAAUGAGAAUUUCCGAAGAGAAUAUUGGACCAUCCUCCAUGUUAUUCGACACCCUAUUCUCUUCCUCUCUGGUGUCAUCACUGAUAUACGUGAGAUGUGGGAGGCCAGUGUCCUAGCUCGUGUCCAUGCCCAUGCCCCUACUCCUGCCCUUGAACAAGCUCAAGAACAAGCCCAUGAACAAGACCAUGCCCAUGCCUGUCCUGCUCCGGAGGAAAUACCAAUGAACGUCCGGAAUGUUCCACUACCUGGUAAUGCUGCAGCUGACCAACCUGAGCAUGCCUCUGGCCACCCCAAGCCAGCCUCUGUUCAUUCCAGGCCUGCCUCUGCCUACCACAAAUCUGUUUCUGACCACCAGAAGCCUGUCUUUAGCCACUCCACGCUAGCCUCUGGUCACCCCAAGUCUGCCACUGUCUACCGCAAGCAGGCCUCUGUCCAUUUCAAAGAUGACUAUGUCCAUUUCAAGCCUGCCUCUGUCCAUUUCAAAGAUGACUAUGUCCAUUUCAAGCCUUCCUCUGUCCAUUUCAAGGCUGACUCUGUUUAUUUCAAGCCUGCCUCCAGCCAUCCCAAGCCUGUCCCUGGCCACCAAAUCCCUACUGGAAGUCCCUCCAAGAGUCUCUUCAGCCCUGUCACCAGCCGCCCUAAACCCACCACUGGUCAUGUCAAGCCUGCCAUCACUGGUUAUCCUCAGCCCUCUACUGCUGGACACUCUGAGCUCACUAUGUCCUGCCACCCUGAGACCACUGCUACCGGACACCUUGAGUGUGGUGUUACUGAUCGCCCUGAGCCUCCCUCCAGCCCUGCCACUGGCUCCCUCAAGCCUGGGGUCACCACUCACCCUCUUGACUCCACUGUGGUGACCACUGACAGCAUUGAUUACCAUGAGGUUGUGGUACUUGAUGUUGAAAUUGAUUCUUAUGAAAUGGCCAUAUGA